This is a messenger RNA of Aspergillus udagawae, 867 nucleotides long. Its product is annotated as enoyl-CoA hydratase/isomerase family protein. Lineage: Eukaryota; Fungi; Ascomycota; Eurotiomycetes; Eurotiales; Aspergillaceae. Gene Ontology annotation, cellular component: mitochondrion. Gene Ontology annotation, molecular function: enoyl-CoA hydratase activity. Gene Ontology annotation, biological process: fatty acid beta-oxidation. The transcript is spliced from 3 exons. The coding region runs from base 1 to 867 and encodes 288 amino acids. The record is from RefSeq and is a predicted model, not a curated record.
AUGCCCUUCACAACACCCCCACCAAACCCGCAGCACGCAACCCUCUCCUUCCCAUCCCCGCACAUCCUCCUCGUAACCCUCAACCGCCCCCGCGAUCUAAACUGCAUCAACACAACAGGCCACCAAGAACUCAAUUCCAUCUGGCAUUGGCUGGAUGACGAGCCGUCGCUGCGCGUGGGGAUCCUCACCGGAACUGGGAGGGCGUUUUGCGCCGGCGCAGAUCUAAAAGAUGAAGAUGAAGAUGAGGAUGAGGAUGAGGAUAUUGAUGCUAAUGAAUGGAACACCCAAGCUCAGUCGAACAGCACCCGGAAACCCAUGCCGGAGGGCGGCUUCGGCGGCUUAUCAAGGCGCAGCGGCAAGAAACCCGUCAUCUGCGCCGUCAACGGGCUGUGCCUCGGCGGUGGAUGUGAGAUGGUCGUCAACGCGGACCUGGUCGUGGCCUGUCGGCAGGCGUUCUUCGGGCUGCCUGAGGUGCAGCGCGGGGUUGUUGCCAUCGCGGGGGCGUUGCCGCGGGUGGUUCGUACGGUGGGCCGGCAGCGGGCGAUGGAGAUGGCCUUGACGGGGCGGAGAGUCUCGGCGGACGAAGCGAAAGAGUGGGGGUUUGUCAAUGAGGUGGUGGACGAGGCGAACCAGGUAGUGAAACGGGCCAUCGAGAUCGCGGAGCUGAUUGCGGCCAACAGUCCCGAUGCCGUGGUGGUGAGUCGGGAAGGCAUCAAGUUGGGUUGGGAGGGAGUCGGCGCAGAAGAUGGCAGCCGGUUGCUCGUCGAUACCUGGUCAAAGAGGCUGUAUGAGGGGGAAAACAUCAAGGAGGGUCUACGCGCGUUUGUCGAAAAGAGGAAGCCCAAGUGGGUGGAUAGCAAGUUGUAA